Oreochromis aureus is the source of this 2535-nucleotide messenger RNA. Its product is annotated as sialoadhesin-like. The transcript is spliced from 10 exons. Lineage: Eukaryota; Metazoa; Chordata; Actinopteri; Cichliformes; Cichlidae. The coding region runs from base 122 to 2095 and encodes 657 amino acids. The record is from RefSeq and is a predicted model, not a curated record.
UCCAAUAACAUUUUAGGCAUUUACAGUAACUGUGCACACUAACUACAGUGGACAGCACCAUCAGCUACACAUCAGAUCAAUAUGAUGGACAUCAUUUCCUGUAUAUAUCAUUUACCUGCUGAUGUGUUUGAACUUGUCUGCAGCCACAGCAGAGAGGAGGACACCAGCCAUGAGACUGAAAGGAGCACAAGCUGCAAUCAUCUGUCUGCUCACUUUGUCAGCAUUUCAGGGUCAGGAUGGUUGGUCAGUGACUUACACCUCUACUCAGAUUUGUGCCUUAAAAGGAUCAACAGUGGACAUACGCUGCACCUACACGUACCCAUCCAGAGUAAAUGGGAACGUGACUGUAGUUGAAAAAGCUUUAUGGUUUACUAAAACGAAGGGUGAUGAACAUGUGGAUGUGAGGACAGAGGCAGAGUUUGCAGGUCGUGUUCAGUAUCACUGUGAUAACAAAGACUGCACUCUGAGAAUCACAGACCUGAGAGAGAGCGACUCAGCUGAGUACAAGUUCAGAUUUGUGACAAACCAGCCAGGAGGGAAAUAUACUGCAUCACCUGGAGUCACUCUGUCUGUCACAGUUCUCCAGGUACAAGUGAUAAAAACUUGGCCAACCUUGUAUCCUACAUGGAAGAAGGUGACGUGUCAGAGCAGUUGUCAUCUACCUGAUCCUCAUUCAUAUGUCUGGUACCAGAACGAAGUGAAUAUUGACAGAAAGGAGUCUUCUUUUGAAAAAUACUUUGGUUAUACAGACAGCAUUUCCUGUGCUGUAAAAGGAUAUGAGAAGCUUCCCUCUCCUUUAGCGUGUGUUGAUGAUCAAACCUGUAACAGAGUGUCUUACACCAGCAGAAGCAUCUGUGCCCUCAAAGGUUCAUCAGUGGACAUUUCUUGCAUCUACAGUCAUACACAUCCUGCUGUGUCCAAAUUCUGGUUCAGUCCUGAACGUAGUCAUCAGCAGCAGCAUCGCUCACACCCCGAGGACCUCAGAAAAGACUCCCACUAUGCAGGUCGUGUUGAGGUCAUUGAAACAGAGAGAGGACGCUCCACUCUGAGAAUCAGAGACCUGACAGAGAGGGAUUCAGCCGAGUAUCACUUUAAAUUCAAAACACAAAGCUUUGAAUGGAAGAGCAGUUUACCUGGAACAACUCUGACUGUAACAGCUCUGCAGGUGAAGGUGAGCAGAAUAAUAUCAGUCCAUCAGACUCAGACUGAGGCAGAGCUGAAGUGUGAAAGCAGCUGCAGUCCAGCUGGUCGUCUUUCUUACGUCUGGUUCAAGAACGGAGAGAAAAACACGACACAGCAAACUUCUGCUUAUACAGACUACUUUAAUCCUGGAGACAACAUCUCCUGUGCUUUCUCAGGAUACGAGGAUUAUUGCUCUCCAUCAGUGUAUCCUUUAAAGCUUCCCUCUGUGUCAGUGAGUCCCUCUGGUGAGAUAGUGGAGGGCAGUUCAGUCACUCUGACCUGUCGAACAGAUGCUGAUCCAGCAGCUAAGAACACUUUGUACAAAGGCAUCCAAAUCUUGCCUCUAACACCAGAAGGUAUUUAUCAUUUCACCUCCAUCAGCUCUGAGGACAGAGGAAUCUAUGAGUGCGAGACUGAGGAUCAGCUCUCUGUGUCUUUGUUCAUAGAUGUCCAGUAUGCUCCAAAGCUUCCCUCUGUGUCAGUCAGUCCCUCUGGUGAGUUAGUGGAGGGCAGUUCAGUGACUCUGACCUGUAGCAGUGAUGCUAACUCAGCAGCUAACUACACCUGGUACAAGGAGAAUGAUAACUCAGCAAAAGCAUCUGGACAGAACUUCAUCAUCACUGCCUUCAGACCUGAACACAGUGGGAGUUAUUACUGUGAAGCCCAGAACACAAGAGGAUGUCGCAGCUCCACCUCCCAUCAUCUCACUGUUGUGACAGGGAAAUCAAUAAUUAUACAGAAUAUUAUCAGGUUAACUUUGGUGGUCCUGAUGCUGAUUCCUCUGCUUCUUGUGAUUUUGUGGAUGAGGAAGAAGAAACCUUUGAGCUCUACAGCUGAAUCAAAUGAACUUAUGGAGACAAUGGAGAUGCAGUCAAACCAAAGACAGGACUCAGCUGAUGGAAACAGAAAGUAAAAACAGCACAGUGGAGAGUGAUGCUGAUGCAAUGCAGAUUUAUAUUUUUACUUUCAGCUCCAGUUAUAUAAAGCUUGUUUGUCAGCAGCACAACGUUAGACUAGAAUUACAGCUUAUUUUUGCUCUUCUGUUACCUGUUCAGAUUAUGUGUAGUACAGAAGUCCUUAUCCAAGGUGUAUUUUUAGAUUCAUUAGUUUGUAAAAGUUAACAAAAAGAUGCUGAUCCAGAAGAAAAUAUUUUACAGCACUUGCGGCCUGUUUUUUGUUAACAAAAGAGAAAAACCUGCAGCUACAACAGCUCUGUAUAUUGAAGGUCAGUUCAGGUUGAUGCUUGUCCUUGCAACACAUUAUUACAAAGGUAGAACACAUCAUAAAGCAAAAAUAACUGAUCAUGAACUCAGACAUUGCUGGAUUUGAUAUAAAAAUAAAUGCCAAGAUUAU